Messenger RNA from Schistocerca serialis cubense, 651 nucleotides. RefSeq names its product tropomodulin-like. NCBI's taxonomy places the organism in Eukaryota, Metazoa, Arthropoda, Insecta, Orthoptera, Acrididae. Gene Ontology annotation, biological process: myofibril assembly; pointed-end actin filament capping. Gene Ontology annotation, molecular function: tropomyosin binding. The record is from RefSeq and is a predicted model, not a curated record. Bases 1 to 651 code for a protein of 216 amino acids. Gene Ontology annotation, cellular component: myofibril. The transcript has 2 exons.
AUGCGAGGUGGCGGCGGCGGGGCGCGAGUGACGGGCGCCCCCGGGAAAGCGGAAAAUAUGUCCCGCGCCGGCUUUGUCAGCAGUUUGUCAGAAACUGUGCCCGCCCGCGCGCUGAAUAUAGCUGAGCCACCCAACCUCACAGAUCCCGACUCAACUAUUCAGAAAGUGAAGGAUGAUGACCCCACUCUUAUUGACCUCAACUGGAACAACAUUAAGAAUAUUUCUGAAGAAAAAUUUGAGCACCUUUUCAAUGCCCUGCCUGAGAACACCCAUUUGGAAACACUGAGUUUGAGCAAUGUGGGAAUGACGGACAACUCUGCUAUCAAGUUAGCAGAAGCGCUCGAGCGCAACGCUACUUUACGUGUCGUCAAUGUGGAAACAAACUUCAUCAAUCCACCCGUUAUUGUGAAGUUUAUUAAAUCCCUCUUGGCAACCAAAACAAUUGAAGAGUUCAGAUGCUCUAAUCAGAGGUUGCAGGUGCUGGGCAACAAGAUAGAGAUGGACGUAACGGGCCUGGUGGACCAGAACCCGACACUUCUGCGGCUCGGCCUCCACCUGGACUACAAUGACGCACGCCACCGCGUUGCAGGUCACCUCCAGAGGAACAUCGACAGGAUACGCCUGUCUCGCGUGGGAGCGACAAACUCGUAG